Molecule: messenger RNA, 597 nt
Organism: Yamadazyma jaroonii
Lineage: Eukaryota; Fungi; Ascomycota; Pichiomycetes; Serinales; Debaryomycetaceae
Source: the annotation of a GenBank genome assembly
AUGAAUGUUGUUUGUUCUAUGCUGAUAUUGUCAAUUGUAUGGUCGGCUUUGGUGACUGAAUAUCUCUUGGUCACUGUUUAUUUACAAUAUUCUGUACAAGUUCCCACAACUACUAUAUUUGGAUGGUUACUGUCUUCAAUUCCUGAUUCUGAAACAAUCACCUAUUCAGGGGAUUUCCCCUUCAAUGAAACAUUCAGUGAACAAAUCCUCAGAUUACAUAAUGAGAAAAGAUCAUUACAUGGUGCACAAACUAUGUCCUGGAAUGCCUCCUUAUUCGAAUAUGCUUCAAGAUUCGCCAUGGAUUAUGAUUGUUCAGGAGUUUUGAAACAUAGUGGUGGUCCUUACGGUGAAAACCUUGCUCUUGGAUACACCGUGGAAGGAGCAAUCGAGGCAUGGUAUGAGGAAGGAGAGACAUAUGAUUAUCAAAGUCAUAAUGAAUAUAAUCAUUUCACUCAAAUGAUCUGGAAUUCUUCCAGUCAACUAGGUUGUGCUACCAAGCAUUGUAAUUCUAUUUGGAAUGACUAUGUAGUUUGUUCAUAUUACCAACAAGGGAAUGUGGUGGGAUAUAGCCCUAGUAAUGUGUUUCCUUUGCAUUAA